Molecule: messenger RNA, 1494 nt
Organism: Penicillium crustosum
Lineage: Eukaryota; Fungi; Ascomycota; Eurotiomycetes; Eurotiales; Aspergillaceae
Product: GABA permease GabA
Exons: 15
Coding region: 1-1494 (497 amino acids)
Biological process (GO): transmembrane transport
Cellular component (GO): membrane
Molecular function (GO): transmembrane transporter activity
Source: RefSeq, a predicted model, not a curated record
AUGGACAAAGACGAAUACAAUAGCGAUGAUGCUCAGCUGGCCCAGCUGGGCCACAAGUCUGAGCUGAAGCGAAACUUCUCCAUGAUUUCCAUGUUGGGUCUUGCUUUUGCCAUUCUAAAUUCAUGGACCGCUUUGUCGGCAAGUUUGGGACUCAGUUUGUCCUCGGGAGGCAGCGCGAGUGUUGUCUGGGGUCUUAUUACAGCCGGAAUCUGUAAUUUGUGCAUGGCCACUUCCCUGGCCGAGUUUCUUUCUGCAUACCCUACCGCCGGAGGCCAAUAUCAUUGGGUCGCUGUGACUUCAUGGGGAAAAUGGAUGCCAAUUCUUUCCUGGAUUACGGGUUGGAUUAACUGCUCUGGUUGGGUUGCGCUGGUCGCAACUGCUGGCCUCUUGGGCAGUCAGCUCAUCCAGGGUGUGAUCUCUCUCAUGAACCCGAGCUAUAAUCCCCAGCGCUGGCACCAAUUCCUAAUCUACUGCGGCUACAACAUCGUUGCCUUCCUCGUCAACGCCUUUAUGAACAACCUGAUGCCUUAUGUCACUAAGGGAGCUUUCCUCUGGUCACUAACAGGAUUUGCCGUCAUUUGCAUCACCGCACUUUCAUGUGCUUCGCCAAAUUAUAAUUCCGCAAAGUUCGUCUUCACCGAUUUCAUCAAUCAAACAGGAUGGCCUGAUGGAGUUGCGUGGUUGCUUGGGCUUCUUCAAGGUGGUCUUGGUGUUACUGGCUUUGAUGGUGUCGCCCACAUGAUUGAAGAAAUUCCCAACCCUUCAGUUGAAGGACCCAAGAUUAUGAUUGCUUGCGUCCUUAUCGGUACCUUCACCGGAGCAAUCUUCCUAAUUGUACUGCUCUUUGUGGCUGGCGAUAUCAACAAAAUUAUCGACUCAGCGGCAACCCCGCUCCUUGCAAUCUUGAAGAAUGCCACUUCGAACAAUGCCGGCGCUAUCUGUCUUUUGAUUUUCCCCCUAGUCUGCGCUCUGUUCGCUGCUAUCGCAAUUAUGACCACUAGUAGUCGUAUGAUCUAUGCCUUCGCACGUGAUGGCGGUCUCCCUGCGUCUCCCUUCUUCUCUCGCGUUCACCCCAAGCUGGAUGUCCCCUUGAACUCGCUAUAUCUCAACUUGGCUCUCAUCACUAUCUUCGGGUGUAUCUUCUUGGGCUCAUCCAGUGCUUUCAAUGCUAUUGUCUCGGCCUCGGUGGUGCUGCUAGGUAUCUCAUAUGGAAUGCCAAUUGCAGUGAACUGCUGUCGAGGAAGACGGAUGCUACCCGAGCGCUCAUUCGUCCUGCCGGAAAUCGUUGGCUGGACCGUCAACCUUGUCUCGUUGGCGUACAUUGCCCUGACUACUGUCCUCUUCCUCUUCCCCCUGAGCUGCCUGCCACUGGUAUGGAUUGUAGAUGGACGCAAGAAUUUCGUCGGUCCCCGUAUAUCGGUGGAAGUCUUCAAUGGAGAGGCCGGUGCUCAGCCAGAGCAGCCGAUUCCAGUUGUUGAACAACAUAAGGAUUAA